AUUGGGCCGUUGCUAUAGAAGCAACAGGGCAGCAUCGCGGCAGCGAUGAUCCAGAUAGAUCUUUUCCAGAUAGCAGUCAGUGCGUUUCGUAUCGUUUAAAGAAAUUGCCACUUCCAGAAGAACUUACCAGAACAACUGGCUGCAAACAUGUUGGAUUACAGCAUCAUACCUCCAAGUCGUUUUAAUGCCGUAAUCGAACAUCUUCGAGUUAACUUUCCAGAUGAGCCUUUGAAUGCUUCUGUCGGGCUAUGCUUGCAUGGAAUUCCUUGUCCCUUACUGGAACACCAUGACUUGAAAACUAUGCAAGAUGGAAUGUCCAUUAUGGCAGUGGACAAAGAAAAGAACAAGAUUGCUGGUGUGGCUUUGAACGGUACAUCAAAACGAGGCGAAACUGAACAAUCCAUUGAAGAAAUGAAAACCAUCGAAAACCUCGAAUAUCGACGAAUUUUCGGCCUGCUCAACGACGUGAACCUCGAAUUGGAUUUAUUUUCCAAAUACAAUGUGGAUAAGAUAUUUGAAGUGCGGAUAUUGUCCGUCGAUUCUAGUUAUCGAGGCAAGGGCAUAGCAAAAGAGCUAUUUGCUCAAAGUGAAGCUAUGGCCAGAAAAAAUGCAUUUAAGGUGAUGAAAACGGAUGCAACAAGCCUUUUUACGCAGAAAGUGGCAGAAAGCCAAGGCUUUUGGGUGGAAAAAUCCGUAAACUACCACGACUACAAAGACGAACAGGGUAAAAAAAUUUACGACACUCGACCACCUCAUCUGCACUAUAAAGUGAUGGCUAAACUCAUAGAGUGAAUUGGUUUUCCUAAAGUUUUAGUUAUUUUUUAGUUAAAACAGUUGACUGGUUGAAUUUUACUUUGAUAAGAUCAUUGAAGAAGUUCAUAGAUAUUCAGUAAACAACGCUAUAAAAUACUCGGAUUGAAACUCAACAUUUCCGUUUACUUCAAAGUAAUUCAUCGAAAGCCUCUUAAAUGAUCAUGGCAAAACAACCGAUUCCUGUUUGUUGAGUAUAAUUAGAUCAACCCAUCGAUUAUAUGGAGUUUUUGAUAAUUAUGUACAAUUUAUACGUUUGAUAAAAAUGUUGAUGCUGCCACUGCCAUGCAGAAUUAAACAUUUAUAUAUGUAUGUAAUCAAUUUUAGGUGUUAACAUUACGAAGGGAUUCUUUAAACUGGCUAUACAGAACUUGACAUUAGCGGAUUCAUGGAUUUAUUUUAAAUACUUUUUUCGGGCUUUGUUUAGCUAUUUUACUGACAUCCUAUAGCACUGAUUGCAUAGUUUUAUGCUGAAUCAAUUAUGUUUUAUGAGAAAAAAGUGCUUAGUAACACCUGCUUUCAACGUAUUGCAAAAAAACUAUUUGAUUUUUCUAAGCACUAAAAGCGGCAAAAUAUUUUAUAAAGUAAGUUAACAAAAAAACGACAGUGUAAGGCUUUUUUUUCCUUAUUUGUUUCCCUAGUUAUUUUAUAGUCGAUUUGGGAUUAUUUAAAUCAGUUGGAAUGACAAACCUACAACUUUCGUUCGUUUUUUCAUUAUUUGAUUUGCAUCGUUAUUUACCCGAUUUUAUUAGAGACCGUUUCUCUAAAUAACGUUACUAUUAUUUAAUCAUAAUUUUAUAUGAAAGAAAUCAUUUCAUCUGCUUCUUAUAUGAAGAUCAUUCGCCAUGUCUAGAAAAUUACAGAUUUACUGAUGCCGGUUUUUGCAACUUAGUUGAGAUCUGAUUGUUAUAUAAAAGCUAUUUUCCAAAAAUUAUUUUCCUCAACUGCUAUGCUUUGGCUGUAGUUUUUGGAAAUUUUUAAUCUUCAACUUUUUUUGUUAGUUUAUUCGACGGUAUUAAAUGUAGCCAAUAAUCACUGUGUGUUUUCAGUAUUUCCAUAAAUUACAUUCCAUGUGAUUUCCAGUUAAUAGAGUACGUGAAUAGUGGACAAUUAUAAGGGUGUACAUUUUUUAUAAGACAGACGUAUAAUAAAUAUUUUUAGAAAUAAA
This is a messenger RNA of Dendroctonus ponderosae (mountain pine beetle), 1978 nucleotides long. RefSeq names its product arylalkylamine N-acetyltransferase 1 (gene AANATL7). The record is from RefSeq and is a predicted model, not a curated record. Bases 148 to 792 code for a protein of 214 amino acids. NCBI's taxonomy places the organism in Eukaryota, Metazoa, Arthropoda, Insecta, Coleoptera, Curculionidae. The transcript is spliced from 4 exons. Gene Ontology annotation, molecular function: N-acetyltransferase activity.